This is a messenger RNA of Trichoplax adhaerens, 1482 nucleotides long. RefSeq lists its product as uncharacterized. The transcript has 6 exons. The coding region runs from base 1 to 1482 and encodes 493 amino acids. Gene Ontology annotation, cellular component: cytoplasm. The record is from RefSeq and is a predicted model, not a curated record. NCBI's taxonomy places the organism in Eukaryota, Metazoa, Placozoa, Uniplacotomia, Trichoplacea, Trichoplacidae. Gene Ontology annotation, biological process: protein transport.
AUGUCGAUUAAAUCGAAAAGCCUAAGAAGAUUUACAAUUCGACUUGCCAGAGAAGAAAGCGUUUUUUAUCCCGGAGAAACAAUCUCUGGCAGGGUCACCAUAGUUUUGGUAUCGCCUAUAAAUGUUAGCAAUGUACGUUUGCGAUUUUAUGGUAGAGCUAGAGUCAGUAUUGCAAAAGCUGGUCAGGAGGAAUCGACUUAUGAUGAACAACUGUAUGUAGAUAAAUCAGCCAUUCUAUUCGGCAAAGAUAAAAUGACAAGAUCGAUUCGCGCUUCAAAAUUGAGCGAAGGUCGUUAUGAUUUUGAAUUCAAUUUUCCAUUACCAAGUAGUGGCUUACCAUCAUCAUUUGAAGAUGGAAAUGGUAGUAGUAUACGGUAUAUUAUUGAUUGCUGGAUUGAAAUACCCAAAAAGCAAACGCGAAUAGCUAGAAAAGCAGUAACCAUAUUAGAAACUAUAGAUACAAAGUUACCACAAUUUAGUGAGCCAUCUAUUCCGAUUGAGAUAGAGAAAAAAUUCGGUUGUUUUUGUAUCAAUUCGGGAAUGAUUUCGUUUGCAUGCAAACUAGCUAGAAAAUGUUACUGCCCUGGAGAGAAUGUUGUUCUUCAAUUAGACAUCGAAAAUGGCUUGCCGCAAAAUUUAACCUCCAUAAAAGUGAAACUAGUUAGAAAGUUAUACAUGCGUGCACAUGGCAAUAGUACCAUGAGUCGAAAGGAAUACAUUAGCAAAGAUCUACUUUGUCAUAUCAAUUAUCACGAUAAAUAUUCAUCUCCGAUUAAUGCCUUUGUAAUGCCAUGUAUAUCCCCCACCAAUUUAAUUUCUCGUCUUAUUCAAGUAGAAUAUUUAUUAGAGGUAAAUGUAAAUGUUAACCGAAGAUCAACGUUAGCCGUAGUAUUGCCAAUAAUAGUUGGGACUAUUUUGCCUAAUAUAAUGACAAUAGCAGAAACUAAAUUAGAUACAAGUGGUCAACCGGCAAUUGUCAUUUGCUCCCCUGUUACAGUUACCCUACCGCGUGAAUAUAGCUUCAGUAACCGAACUUCACUUAAGCAUAAUACCGUCGAGAGAAAGAUUUCCAAUAGCUCUGGAGAUACUAUUAAAAUUUCCUUAGACGAUAUGAAGAUUACAAAAUCUGAAGAAGUAGUAAAUUCAAAUUCAAAUGAAGAAGUAGUAAAAUCAAAUGAAGAAGAGAAGGAAAUUUCUAGUUUCGUCGUAGGUAAGCACGAACCAAACAUAUUCGCCAACGCGGAGGGAGAGACUGAGAGUAAUCUAGCGUCUCCUAUGGUUGGUCGUUCAGUGGUUCUCAAGAAUAAAUUGUCAUUGAAAUUGAAUGAUGCGGAUAAUACGGAUAGUACGGAGCCUUCUAACUUUGCCCCAUGCAUUGAUGGACCAAUAAGUACUGUAGAAGAAGACGAUAUCAAUUGUGUCUUCAUUGGCAAUACUCAAUUUAUUCCUCGUUAUAGUUAUGCUUGGCAGCCUGAAGUAUGA